This is a messenger RNA of Marasmius oreades (fairy-ring Marasmius), 2835 nucleotides long. RefSeq lists its product as uncharacterized. NCBI's taxonomy places the organism in Eukaryota, Fungi, Basidiomycota, Agaricomycetes, Agaricales, Marasmiaceae. The record is from RefSeq and is a predicted model, not a curated record. The transcript has 8 exons. Gene Ontology annotation, molecular function: dolichyl-phosphate-mannose-protein mannosyltransferase activity. Gene Ontology annotation, biological process: protein O-linked glycosylation via mannose. Gene Ontology annotation, cellular component: endoplasmic reticulum; membrane. Bases 1 to 2835 code for a protein of 944 amino acids.
AUGUCUGGCCAUGUCAGAGUCCGACGGCCAGCUUCACCCCCUGGAGGACACACGAUGACAUCUCAGCGAUUCCCUCAUCCACGGCAGGACCAUUUGGAUGCGGACGCGAGGAGAGCGGCCGCUACUACAAAAGGAUACGUGCCAGGCCGAACGAAGACAUAUCCAUCUGGAGGAAUUAACAUUACAUCUGGGGAAAUCAAGUUACUUCUGGUUAUUGUGCUAAUAGCAUGCGCUGUACGUUUUUUCCGUCUCUCGAGGCCAAAUAGUGUUGUCUUUGACGAGGUCCAUUUUGGCAAAUUCGCUAGCAAGUACAUCAAGACACAGUAUUUCGUUGAUGUUCAUCCACCGCUUGCCAAACUGUUGAUAACGCUCGCUGGAUUCGUAUUCGGCUACGAUGGUGUCUUCGACUUCAAAGACAUCGGGAAAGUUUACGAGAAUGUCCCAUAUGUAGCGAUGCGUAUGGUUCCAGCAACUCUUGGUGUUGCCACUGUGCCCCUCGCCUAUCUCACCCUUCGUGGUCUCGAUUGUAGAGCAACAACUGCACUCCUUGCCUCACUUUUCAUCACAUUCGAAAACGGACUGGUCACCCAAUCUCGUCAUAUUCUCCUCGACUCGCCUCUCAUUUUCUUUACAUCACUCUCUGUUUUUACAUGGGUCGGUUUCUGCAACGAAGAUAAACAUAGACCUUUCACGGAGUCAUGGUGGAUAUGGCUUAUUUUAUCAGGCCUCUCCCUUGGAGCUGUCCUGAGUUGCAAAUGGGUCGGCUUGUUCACUGUUGCAACCGUCGGUCUCAACACCAUCUAUCAAUUAUGGCAACUUCUCGGUGAUAUCCGCAUUCCACCACGAUUGUUCGUCAAACAUUUUGCAGCCCGAGCGCUGUGUUUGAUCGUGAUCCCAAUCUUGUUCUACAUGUCAAUGUUCCAAAUACAUUUCCUGCUACUCCAAAGCUCCGGUGAUGGUGAUGGUUUCAUGAGCUCUGAAUUUCAACACACGUUGAGUGGAAGAGGGAUGAAGGAUACUUUUGCAGAUAUUGCGGUAGGUUCUGAAGUUACCAUUCGUCACGUCAAUACCCAGGGUGGCUAUCUUCACUCUCAUCCGAGUGCUUAUCCUGGCGGAAGCAAGCAGCAACAAAUCACUCUCUACCCUCAUCGGGACCAUAAUAAUGACUGGAAAAUUAUCAAUGCUACGCAAAGUGACGGAUCCGACAUCGACUGGACCAACACUCCCCUUCAGUGGAUCACACCUGGUAUGCGUAUCCGACUUCGCCACCUUACAACGGACAAAAAUCUGCAUUCGCAUGAUGUUCGACCCCCCGUUUCUGAUGUCGACUUCCAGAAUGAAGUGUCAGGAUACGGCUACGCUGGAUUUGAGGGCGACGGGAAUGACGACUGGUUUGUUGAAAUCGACCAUGGUGACAAACGGGAUAAAGAGUCUUCCAAACGAUUGAGGACCCUGAGAACUACAUUCCGGCUCAGACACGCUUUGACUGGAUGUUAUCUAUUUUCGCACAAGGUCAAGUUGCCAGAAUGGGGCUUCGAGCAGCAGGAGGUGACUUGUAACAAGAACGCAGUCAAAGACAACUCGCUAUGGAUGAUUGAGACUGCGAUGCAUCCUGCGCUGCCUGAAAAUGCACCGAAGGUCAAUUAUAAACUCCCUGGUUUCCUCGCCAAGUUCCUCGAACUGCAGCAAGUUAUGUGGACGACCAAUGCCGGACUAACAGAUCGGCACGUCUUUGACUCUCGACCUGAUGCUUGGCCACGUCUCCGUCGUGGUAUCAAUUUCUGGGUCAAAGAUCAUAGGCAAAUAUACCUCAUUGGAAAUCUUUGGGUAUGGUGGUUAAGCACUGCCGCGGUAGUCGCCUACGUCGCUGUACGAGGAAUCCUCAUUCUCAGGACGAAGCGUGGAUACAAAGAUUUUAACAACACUACCGUCGUCAAAUAUGACAAUCUCUGCGGUUUCCUCUUCUCCGGCUGGGUAUUACAUUACCUCCCUUUUUAUCUUAUGGCGCGACAGCUCUUCUUACACCAUUACUUCCCCGCCCUGUACUUCGCCAUCCUACUCUCCUGCGCAGUGUUCGAUUUCCUCACCUCAUCCCUUCGUCCCAAAAUCCGCUUGCAAAUUGCUGCCGUCAUGAUCAUUAUCGCUAUCUGGAACUUCCAGCAUUUCAGUCCCUUAGCUUACGGUACACCAUGGACAAAAUCCAAAUGUAAUAGCGCAAAAUGGUUGAAGAACUGGGACUUUAGCUGUCACGAUUUCCUCGAUGAUUACUCACAAUACAGAGGAAUCGCCGUUGCAACGCCUCAAAAGUCUGGGAACCCGGUGGCACCUGUUGAAGGCAACGGGCGCGCCGAGGUCAUAGUCGAAGACAUGGUGCAGAAGAUUGAAGACAACAAAGAUGAUGCCCAAACUUCAGCGUUUGUCAACAAGCCUGAGCCUGGUCGGGAUGUCUUUGCUGCAGUGCCUGUGAAGGACAUCAAGAGCAAUAUAGCGGCCCAAGAACCCCCGAAUAAGGAACCGGAGGAGAAGUUGAUUAGCACUGUCGUGCCACAGGAACAAACGGUAGAGAAGGAGGGUAAAGAGGAGGAGGGAACGAAAGGUGAGGGCAAAGCUGUACCUGGGGAGGAGGGAAAAACUACUGCCGGGAUGAAGGACAAAGCCCAGGAGGAAAACAAGGAGAACACUGAAGACCAGGAUAUAUCUACAUCGACGGCCGAUCUCGCUGGCGUUGAUCCUGUUCAUCAGCCCCUCAAGAAGGUUGAAGGCCCACUUGAAGAGGCCGAUGUUGUGCUGGAUAGGGUCGCUCAGGAGUUGUAUCCAGAUGCAAACAAGGACUGA